Xenopus laevis (African clawed frog) is the source of this 4882-nucleotide messenger RNA. It is a transcript of the gene camk2g.S, whose product is annotated as calcium/calmodulin dependent protein kinase (CaM kinase) II gamma S homeolog. Gene Ontology annotation, cellular component: organelle. Lineage: Eukaryota; Metazoa; Chordata; Amphibia; Anura; Pipidae. Gene Ontology annotation, molecular function: nucleotide binding; transferase activity; ATP binding. The record is from RefSeq and is a predicted model, not a curated record. The transcript has 25 exons. Bases 339 to 2306 code for a protein of 655 amino acids.
ACAACUUGCUUUUCCCGAUGCCCCGCCCCUGACACCUCCCUCCUUCUGUGGGACACAGCAGUGACAGAGCACGGGAAGAGCCUAGUGACAGGAGCCUCUUGUACAGGGUCACCCAGGGAGAAAAGGGGCUCACCAGGCAAACGGAGGCGCCCGGAGUCGUUCAGCUGGGGAAAAGAAGGUGGGAGCGGGAGAGAGGCGAAGCAGGAGCCGCCCCAGAGGAGGAGGAAGAGGGUGAGACGCAGAGGAAGAAAGAGAAAAGCUCCGGCUGCUGCCACUACCUCCUUCUGUCUGACAGCCUGCAGCCCGCCCGAUGCGAGAGAGACUCUCCUGGCACUAGCAUGGCCACUCCCCAGACUUGUACCCGCUUCACGGACGAAUAUCAGCUGUAUGAGGAGCUUGGCAAGGGGGCCUUUUCAGUUGUACGAAGAUGUGUGAAGAAAUCUUCCAGCCAGGAAUAUGCUGCAAAAAUAAUAAACACCAAAAAGCUGUCUGCAAGAGACCACCAGAAAUUGGAGCGCGAGGCUCGGAUUUGCCGGCUUCUGAAACACCCUAAUAUUGUGCGUCUCCAUGACAGUAUUUCAGAAGAGGGCUUUCAUUACCUUCUUUUUGACUUGGUGACUGGCGGAGAGCUAUUUGAAGACAUUGUGGCAAGAGAAUAUUAUAGUGAAGCAGACGCCAGCCACUGUAUUCAUCAGAUCUUGGAAAGUGUCAACCACAUUCACCAGCAUGAUAUUGUACACAGGGACCUUAAGCCUGAGAAUCUUUUGUUGGCAAGUAAAUGCAAGGGAGCUGCUGUUAAACUGGCUGAUUUUGGGCUUGCCAUAGAAGUCCAAGGAGACCAACAAGCCUGGUUUGGGUUUGCAGGAACUCCAGGAUACCUUUCUCCAGAGGUGCUAAGAAAAGAUCCCUAUGGGAAGCCAGUAGACAUAUGGGCAUGUGGGGUUAUUCUGUACAUAUUACUAGUGGGCUACCCUCCUUUUUGGGAUGAAGAUCAACAUAAGCUCUACCAACAGAUCAAAGCUGGGGCGUAUGAUUUUCCAUCACCUGAGUGGGAUACAGUGACUCCAGAGGCAAAAAAUUUAAUUAAUCAGAUGUUGACAAUAAACCCAGCAAAACGUAUCACAGCAGAUCAGGCUCUGAAGCACCCAUGGGUCUGCCAACGAUCAACUGUUGCCUCUAUGAUGCACAGGCAAGAAACCGUGGAAUGCUUGAGAAAGUUCAAUGCACGGAGAAAGCUUAAAGGUGCAAUUCUUACAACAAUGUUGGUUUCUCGGAAUUUUUCUGGAAUUGCAUUUGGAUGCCGAAAAGCUGCAUCCACUGUCCCGUGUACCUCUUCAACGGGGGACACUACUAUAACUGGUGUUGGCAGGCAGACCUCCGCCCCUGUUGUGGCCGCCACCAGUGCUGCCAACUUAGUCGAGCAAGCUGCCAAGAGUUUAUUGAACAAGAAGACAGAUGGUGUCAAGAAAAGGAAGUCGAGCUCCAGUGUACAUUUAAUGCCACAGACCAACAACAAAAACAGCAUUGUAAGCCCAGCAAAAGAAAACCCCCCAUUGCAGGCAUCAAUGGAACCUCAAACAACUGUUGUCCACAAUGCAACAGAUGGGAUAAAAGGAUCAACAGAGAGUUGCAACACCACCACUGAAGAUGAAGAUCUAAAAGCAAAUCCUGUCUGUUCUGGGGAUGGCCCUUUGCUUCUCCAAGGAUGGAGCCUAAGUGAAAGCAAAAUACAGACUGAGUCCUUGCAUUCACAGAUUGAUCUGUGUGGCUCUAGCACUACCCAGUCUUGUGAGGAGAAACUGCUUGCCUGGGAAAGCCCAGGGCAAACUCUGGAGCUAGAGCCUGCUCAAUCGGAGCCUAUGCUCACUCCAGUUGUACCAUUUUCUCUUAGCAAUUCACUGUUGCGCAAGCAGGAAAUCAUCAAGAUAACAGAACAGUUAAUUGAAGCUAUCAACAAUGGGGAUUUUGAAGCCUACACGAAAAUCUGCGAUCCAGGAUUAACUUCUUUUGAGCCAGAGGCCCUUGGCAACCUUGUUGAAGGGAUGGACUUCCAUAAAUUUUAUUUUGACAAUUUGUUGUCCAAACACACCAAGCCUAUCCACACCACCAUCCUGAAUCCACAUGUGCAUGUAAUUGGAGAGGACGCUGCCUGCAUUGCUUACAUCCGGCUGACACAAUACAUUGAUGCACAAGGACGGCCUCGCACAACGCAGUCAGAAGAGACCAGAGUUUGGUACCGCAGGGAUGGCAAAUGGCUGAAUGUCCACUACCACUGCUCUGGGGCCCCAGCAGCCCCUCUCCAGUGAGGAACCUACACAGCCUCAACACUGGAAGAACCUGUUCUUAGCGAGCGAGUCUGGAUCGCCUGAAUGACAGCAACAGUCCUGUCAGUUCUGAAGUUUUAAAAAAGAAAAAAGUAAAUAAAAAGUACAAAAAAAUAAAAAUAUUGAUGCCGGCAGAGGCCAAAAAUGCACGAAACCCUGCAUGCAUUCUGAGGCUGGAGCAGCUGCUGGCUAAUUGUUGUAUUUCAUGGAUCCAUCGUGUCCGUUCCUGCUGUAUGGAGGUGUUUUUAAAUUUCAGAAAGCGCAAAAACUAACAUUAAUUAUUAUAUACUGUUUGUUAAAAUCAGGCUGAGGAAAAGAAAGCUGCUUUUAUAGAGAAGGUUGUAGCCACCUUGGCAGAUUUUAGUACAAACUAAAAAUAGGAAUACAGUGUAAGAGAAGCAGUAGACAUUUUAAGUGCUGGUGGUUUGUAAACACCAGAGUAGACACUGGGUCUAACUUUUAGGACUCUGCUAUUGUCUUCAUUCAUUGAAUUGUUUACUUGCAGGUAGACCAGUGAGUAUGUUGUGUAGGCAAAGCCUCAGGAGAUGAUGUUUUUAAACUGUUAUAUUCAUAUUCACACUUCCACUUAAACUUUGCUAAUAUGCCUGAGGCUGUUCUUUUACCUCCAAUGUAGCAAGGGGCUGGAGAAGAUUUGUCAGUCACCUGCAGACUCCUAUGUAAAGAAUUUGUGUUUGUAAGGUAAUACGCAGGCAGAAUAAGGAAUGAAUCUCUUGUAAAGGAAAGAAUGUAAUCCUAGUAAUGUGCGCCCCACAGAAGGAACAUUUCAUUAGUGACGAUGUUGAUAUGAACUCUUGUAAAAAAAAAAUGUAGUAAAAAAAAACUGCCAUGUUUUGGGAGAGGAAUAUGACUUCCCCGUGGUAUGUGUUUAAAGGGGGUUGAUAUAUUUUCACAGCGAUAAAGCUUUGUGUACUCAGAAGCAGAUCUUGAAUCUAUCUGCUUGUAUGUCAUGAGUGAUCUGUCAUGAGUGAAAUAAUACACUGAAAUUGAAUGCGUAGAGAUGUAUGCAUGUCUUUCUAUGCUUGCCUGCACCUUCAAAACUAGUGUGUGGUCUGGUGGGCCCUCAUUUCCCUGCAAGAAGGAACAGUGUCCAGUUACAUUUAUAGAAAAAAAAGAGGUUUUAGUGUAACACAUUGCCCCAAGUCUGAAAAGCAUUCUGCUUUUCUUCAUUAUAUAUCCAGAUCACAACUCUGCUGUCUGAACCAAGGAAGCCUAGUGUAAGGCCACAUGGUAGCAUCAAAUUUCAGUUCAGAAUCAAAAUAGCCUGCGUCAAGCAAGUAAAUCCUAGUUUGGGUUGACUUUCGUCAGGGCUUGUUCAUCAUAGGAAAAAGCCAACCACAAACUGAAAUCCAUAAAUCCCAUCACAUGUAAGAUAACUUCACAUUUCUUGGACGCCUUAAUACUUAAAUAAAAAAAAUUAAAAAGACUGUUUAUUUGGUGAGGAAUGCGUUGUAGAUAUCUUACCUUGAAUGCACACAUCCUUGUUCUUCUUGACUUUUCAUACAAUGACUUUUAGUCCCAAGAGUAACUGAAAAACAGAAUAUCUGACUUGCUAUUAAGAAAACUGGUGAGAUUUCCACAGGGUUCUCCAGAUGUUUGACAGGUUAGAGUUGGAAGAGAAAUCAAAGAUGGUUGAUGUUGAGGACAACUGAUAAAAAGCAUUAGAUCUGGAUGUGCUUGUGAGAAAUAAUAAGAGCACAUGGGAGGGGAAUUGGGAACAUGUUCAUGCUUUACAGGGAGUUAGGGGGAUAUUUUUCCUUUUUUGUUGGGGAGCUGUUUUUUUUCUUCAUUUUAUUUUUUUCUUUUCGUAACAGCACUAAAUCUUAACAAGGUGGGGAGAUAAGCUUUUUGUUUUUAUUAGUUAUAACUGAGUAAAUAAGGGAAACCAAACAGAAAAUGAAAUAUAUGCAGUUCAAUAUAAAAUUUUAAAAAAUGAUGCAUGUCUUCUGUCCAUCACUGUUUACUUAAUUGAUAUUAUGGGAAUCACUCUGUAUCUAAUGCAUUUUUCUGAACCUACUUUUUGUUUUGUUUUUUUGCACUGACUUUGGGGAAAAGAAAAUAAAUCCGACCAUGUUUUACUUGUUCAGUUUAUGAAAACUUUAGCUUGUUAUUAUCUGACAAAGCAGUACAUUUUUAGCAUUGUUACUGUUAUCUUAUGGGGCUAAUGUAAGCAUAUAUAUAUAUAUAUAUAUAUAUAAUAUAUAUUAUAAAUAUCACAUUUUCAACAGGACUUGGAAAGGCAUUUGAUGCAGAAUCUUUGCAUGAUAAUAGAAAAAUAAAACAAUUACCCUGUGUUUGUUUGUUUGUUCUGAAUGUUGGUAGGUCUUCAUAGCUUUGUUACAUUGACUCCUUGAACAAGAAGGUAUUUAAUAAAAUAACAUUUAAACCGUGCCUUUAGUCUCUUGUUGCUCAUCACCUCCAUUAAAAUAACGUUUGUCACUGAAUCUUAUUUAUAUAUGUGCAAAAUGUUUCUUUUCUUCCUCUUAAACCAUUUGAUUGUGACUGUUUCACAAAAUAAAAUAAUCUUUUAUGUGUGCUAA